AUGCUCCUGUACUACAACAAGAGCUUUCUGGGCCUACUGGUUGAGCGUCGCGGCAGUGUCUUCUAUAGACCUGGCUCGCUGUUUGUAGGGGUCUUCUUGUCCGCACUCGGCGGAGCCCUUCAAUACUGGCGCGACCGGCGGGAAGCAGAAGAUGAGUGGGCACAGUGGGCUCCAGAUAUCUUUCACCACUACGGGUUCCAAGCCGUCGGUGCUGGAGUCACUUUUGCAAUUGUUUUCCGCACGCAACUUGCGUGGAAUCGGUAUUGGGAAGCCGUGACACAGCUCCAUUUCAUGUACAGCAAGUGGGCCGAUGCGUUCUCGCAGUUUCAGGCGUUUGCAGAAGUGACGAAGAAAGCUGCGAAUGGCAAGGGGGACACAGUGAAAGCCGACCGGAUACGACAGAAGCAGAAGCGGAUCAAGGUGAACUAUGCCUUGCUCAGUGCCUUUGCCGCCGACCGGCUGACCGCUGGAGACAACCAGCGCAUGGAGGAAGUGAGCGUCAGCAGGGCAAGAACCCGUGCGACCAUGCGGGUGGACAAGGAACAAAAGAGAUUUAGCAUGCCAGAGAUGAUCGAACGCCAGGACCACGACAGGACCAAAACCGAUGAUGGAUUGUACGUGGUCUUUGGGGUGCCUUCAGACGACCAGGUCAGGCUGCUUGCCAGGAGCUUCGAUACCGUGGCCACGAUCAUGUACUGGAUCAUCUGGGACCUGGCAGAUGCGAUGAAAGACAUUGACAUCGCGCCCCCAAUCCAAUCCCGAAUGUACCAGGAGCUCUCCAAUGGCAUGUUGGGUUUCAACAACUGCCUGAAGAUAGCUGAUGUUCCCUUCCCGCUGCCUUUCGCGCAGCUGUUGGGGAUGUUGCUGGUGGCGUUUUCUGCCUUCAUCCCAGUCUAUGUCAUCGUUUUCACCCGGUCGCCCAUAGCAGGGCCGAUCCUGUGUUUCCUGCUCUUUGAGUCCUUGUGGUGCCUCAAUGAAGUGGCAAAAGAGCUGGAGAACCCGUUUGGGCACGAUUCGAAUGAUAUUACCCUAUCCGACUUUCACCUGAACUUCGUGGACUCACUUGAGGACAUCAGCAUGGCAGAGCAACAGGCUCCGAAGAAGUCCCCUCUGAGGGCAGUCUCACCAAGUGCCUUGUUCUUGGAUUACGCAGCGCAAGUCUCGGCCGAUCGAGUCAUUGCGGCAGCAGGUUCGGUACAGUCCUACAGCGUAGCACUAGGUGGUGCAGAUGGAGACAUUCUUCUUUGUGUGCUGGGCUUCGGCAUGCUGUACAAUCAUACCAAGCUGUUGGCGCAAGCGUCCGGAAAGCAGUGUGAGGGCACGGCAAAUUUGAGCUAUGCUCUCCGCACGCCGCCCGAAGAUGCCCGCGAUGACGGUGAUGCAGGGGUUUGUGUGCACUUUGCAGCAGCCAGGGCCAUAAAGGAGGGCGAGGAGUUGCUCAUUGACUACUCCCAGCGCCGCUCGGGCAGAGCUUACUCGCACAAUCAAGCCAUGCACGAUCCUCAACUUUCCAAGUUGGUCCAGUUCAAGCCACACUUGCAGAGAGACUCGGGCUGCUGCCUUCAUAAGGGAUGCCAGAUCUGA
This is a messenger RNA of Symbiodinium necroappetens, 1584 nucleotides long. The record is from the annotation of a GenBank genome assembly. NCBI's taxonomy places the organism in Eukaryota, Dinophyceae, Suessiales, Symbiodiniaceae.